GGGGCACCACCACCUCUCAGGACAACUUGUGGCAGUGCUUCCAGACUUUCCUUUAUUCCAUUUUUAGCUUUUUGUUUGAGUGCAUUUAACAAAAAGACCCCACUUUCUCAUCAGGUCUCUGGGGUUCUAUAUAGAAUCUCCUGGAAUCCAUUGGUGCUGUACAGCGGAAGGCCAUUGACGUGUUGCCUUGCAGGGGUGUACCAGCACGUGUCAGGGGAGCAGGUUGGAGGCCACGCCAUCAGGAUCCUGGGCUGGGGCGUCGAGAAUGGGACCCCGUACUGGUUGGCUGCCAACUCCUGGAACACCGACUGGGGAGAUAACGGCUUCUUCAAAAUCCUCCGAGGAGAGGACCACUGUGGCAUUGAGUCUGAGAUCGUGGCUGGCGUCCCCAGAACGGAGCAAUACUGGACAAGGGUGUAACCACCCUCCUGCAUCACUGCUGAUGAGUUGAUCACACCACAAAUAAUCCCAAGUCCCUGAAGCUUUUAACUGAUAGCGGGUUGGGCGCAGAGCCCCCACUCUUAAGAGACUAUAGUUGAGGUUCCUUUAAUUAAAGCUUUUUAUCUUUUUA
Molecule: messenger RNA, 571 nt
Organism: Meleagris gallopavo (turkey)
Lineage: Eukaryota; Metazoa; Chordata; Aves; Galliformes; Phasianidae
Source: RefSeq, a predicted model, not a curated record